AUGGAAUCGAUGCUUUGCAAGUUCAAUGAUAACAAACAAAGCUUAGGAAAUGGAUCCAGCACAUAUUUCAGUGACGUACCCGCAUUGAAAGAUUGUUUUUUUAGCGUACGCCCACGACAGAUCAUUGAGCUGUCGUCUUUCGAGAACAAAACCCGGCUUCUUCACCUACUCGAUGAGAUAAAUGGCAAGCCAGAAGCCAAGCUUCAGGGAGGAGAAGAGGGAAUCAACGAAGAUGAGCCUCGGUCCCUACCCUUAGGCGAGAACCGGAAUACUGGGCAUGAAGCGGUCAACGACGGAAUCGGUGUGGCACUUGAGCAUCUGGGAAAGCGAGCCAUCCUGCCGAAAGUAUUCGCGCAUGUUUUCAUCGUUCGUUUCGCUGCCACGCUGGUCUCAGGUAAUUACUUGACUCCUCGAGUCUCGCGGUAG
Molecule: messenger RNA, 426 nt
Organism: Colletotrichum tamarilloi
Lineage: Eukaryota; Fungi; Ascomycota; Sordariomycetes; Glomerellales; Glomerellaceae
Exons: 1
Coding region: 1-426 (141 amino acids)
Source: RefSeq, a predicted model, not a curated record